AUGGAUAGAGCUUGGAGUGCUCAACCCUAUGAAGAGACACGUAUGCGACCUAAUUGGCGGAAGAGAAGGCCAUAUCCAGCCGAACAAACACCAGUUAAUGUCUUAGGACUCUUUGGACUAGACAUUAAACUCUCAGAGAAAGAUCUGGCCGAUUGGAUCAAAGACCAUCUUACUACUGACUUAAGCUUUAAUAAGGUUGAGUUAGUACUAGAUAGACAUACAGGGUUUAGUCGGGGAUUUGCUUUUGUCUAUUUCAGUACGGUAGAAGAGGCUACUAAAGCUAAAGAGCAGCUUAAUAGUCAGAUCUGUAACGGAACACCGAUUCGAGUGGAGUAUUCCAUUACAGCUACUGGCCAUCGGAAGGAAGACGAGUCUAAAAAGGCAACUACUAGUAGUGCUGUAAGUGGUGAAGUUAGUCCGGAAGAGGAGUAA
This is a messenger RNA of Nematocida homosporus, 432 nucleotides long. Its product is annotated as transformer-2 protein. Gene Ontology annotation, molecular function: RNA binding. Bases 1 to 432 code for a protein of 143 amino acids. Gene Ontology annotation, biological process: positive regulation of mRNA splicing, via spliceosome. The transcript has a single exon. Gene Ontology annotation, cellular component: spliceosomal complex. NCBI's taxonomy places the organism in Eukaryota, Fungi, Microsporidia. The record is from RefSeq and is a predicted model, not a curated record.